AUGGACUUGAGAGGACCUAAGCACAGGUCCAAACUUCAAUUCACGCCAAUACGUACAAGCGACAGUUCACCAAAUAAUACUGACAAUUCAUGGAGUAGCACUGCUUCAGGGAAGAAGAGAAAAUAUCUGCCAAACAAGUGCCGGGAAUAUGAAGUGAAGGAGGGAAGAGAAGCUUGUGCUGCUGAAGCAUCCAACUGGCUGGCUGAGUUUUUGACCCUUUAUCCCGAUGACAGUUUCUCACUCGGAGUACUGAUCGCUGGGUGGGACCAGGAGUCGGGACCUGCAUUGUAUAAAGUGAACGGUAAAGGGAAACGGCUUAAAAGUUCAAUGGCUGGAACUGGAUGCGCCGCUGGUGUCUGGGCUGCAUUAACCGAAAAUCCCUCUUACGAUAUCAAAAACAUAUCCUUGGCUGAAGCUUCGGAGUUGGCCAAACGUACACUUUGUUUCGGCGUAUAUAUGGCGUUUGAGUAUGGUGAUUCUGUUAGUGUCUUCCAUGUAGGACGAGACGGGAUUGAGUGGGUGGUCAGGGAAGAGGACAUAGUUCAAAUUGCAGAAGCCAUGGAUAUUGCUUUCUGA
Messenger RNA from Oldenlandia corymbosa var. corymbosa, 576 nucleotides. Lineage: Eukaryota; Viridiplantae; Streptophyta; Magnoliopsida; Gentianales; Rubiaceae. The record is from the annotation of a GenBank genome assembly.